AGCCAUCACCAGUGGCAUCAUGGCGGUGAAGGCUCUAGUCUUGUUAGCCAUCGUCGCCUGUUGUGGAUUCGUCCACGCCCGGCAGACGAGCGACUGCGCCAGCAUGUGCACUAGCAUCGCACCUCCUGGGUUCCUGAAUCCAUCACGGCCUCAAUCAAUUUUUGGCAUCGGGCGCGCCGGCCACGCUAAGAAGCAUGGCGCUGCGCAGCGCUCAUCAGUGCACCACGGAGCGGCCAGCCGCCAGAGCGAGACGUCCAACAGCGAAGUCUGCGAGAACCUGUGCAACAGCCUCGGGCAGGGUAUGGGCAAUGGACAGGAAUUCACUUGUCAAACCUUCUGCAGUGGUUUCAGCGGGUCUUCUGGGCGAUCUAAUCCCUCAGCACGAAGCAUUCAUAAGCAUGCCGGUAGCCGCUCUGCUCACGCCCUGAAGAAGCACCGCAGCGUACGUUCGGCGAUGCCGCUCCCACUCGCUGCCCAACAAUCCCGCCAGCAGCGACAAGAGAACGGCGUAACGGAAUUCUGCAACGCCGUGUGCCCUACGAUUACGGAGAUUUUUUUCCCGGGCUUUCUAAUACCAGGCGGAUCAGCAGGUGGAUCAGGAGGAACAAGUAGCUCAGGUGGUUCCUAUGGGUCUGGCGGCUCAGCUGACAGUUCAGGUGGGUCAAGUGCAACCACUGGUGGAGCAGAUGACUCUACUGGCUCUGCAAAUGGCCAGAGUGGCUCUACUGACGGAUCCACGGAAUCUUCAGGUUCUGGUGUGACUACUGGUGGUUCAAGCGGAUCUGCAGGCGGCUCUGGUGGAUCAGAAGACUCUACUGGCAGUUCUACUGGGUCCACUGAUGGUUCUAGUGCAUCUAAUGAUGGAACCUCCGGAUCUUCAAAUUCUGGUGAGACUACAGAAGGUUCAGGCGGAUCGACAGGCGCCUCUGGUGGAUCAGGAGGCUCUACUGGCAGUUCUGCUGGGUAUACAGAUGGCUCUGGUGCAUCUAAUGACGGGACGACCGGGUCUUCAAGUUCUGGCUCGACUACAGAGGGUUCAGGUGGGUCUACAGGCAGCUCUGGUGGAUCAGAUGACUCUACUGGCGGUUCUUCUGGAUCGACUAAUGGCUCUGGUGCAUCUAAUGAUGGAACGACCGGAUCUUCAAGUUCUGGCUCGACUACAGAGGGUUCAAGCGGAUCUACAGGUAGCUCUGGUGGAGCAGACGACUCUAGUGGUAGUACACAUGGUUCAGGUGGGUCUACAGGCAGCUCUGGUGGAUCAGACGACUCUACUGGCGGUUCUUCUGGAUCGACUGAUGGCUCUGGUGCAUCUAAUGAUGGAACGACCGGAUCUUCAAGUUCUGGAUCGACUACAGAAGGAUCAAGUGGAUCUACAGGUAGCUCUGGUGGAUCAGACAACCCUAGUGGUAGCACACAAGGUUCAGGUGGGUCUACAGGCAGCUCUGGUGGAUCAGACGACUCUACUGGCGGUUCUACUGGAUCGACUGAUGGCUCUGGUGCAUCUAAUGAUGGAACGACCGGAUCUUCAAGUUCUGGCUCAACUACAGAAGGAUCAAGUGGAUCUACAGGUAGCUCUGGUGGAUCAGACAACCCUAGUGGUAGCACACAAGGUUCGGGUGGGUCUACAGGCAGCUCUGGUGGAUCAGACGACUCUACUGGCGGUUCUUCUGGGACAACAGCGGGAUCUACUGGUUCCAGUGGUGGAUCCACUGAAUCAUCAAGUUCUGGUGGGAGUACAGAUGGUUCAAGCGGAUCUACAGGCAGCUCCAGUGGAUCACAUGACUCUACUGGCAGCUCUAGUGGGUCUACAGAUGACUCUAGUUCAUCUGAUGAUGGAUCCAGCGGUUCUUCAAGUUCUGGUUUCACUACAGAGGGUUCAAGCGGCAGUUCUCAUGGGUCAGAUGACUCCACUACUAAUUCUAAUGAAUCUAGUGAUGACAUCACAGGAUCAUCAGGUUCUGAUGCAACUACAGAUGGUUCAGGUGGAACAACUGGUAGCUCUGAUGGAUUAGGUGUCUCCAGCAGUGGGCAAGGUGGAUCUGAUGAUGGAUCAGUCAGUUCCGGUGGUGCAGGGAAUUCUCCUGAUAUCGACAUCUGCCUCUUCGAGACGAGGAAAAGUGCAGGUGCGCGAAAAGCAGCAUCGAAGUCAAGUUCGUCGGUAAAAUCUACAGCAACAAGACAUGGAGGAAAGGAAAGGAAGAGAAUAAAUGCGGCUGCCAGGUCUGGCCACAAACAUGGAUCGAAAACCUCAGCUUCCAGAGCACAUCGAAGACAACAUACAGCACAUGGUCACUAACUUUCCAGUUCAGUUAUCCAUGUUUACCCAGUUACUGUAGCACAUUCUUGUUUCUAAUCUCAUUCCUGUUGUCACUACAAAAUACAUAUUAGCUUGUUCGCAAGCUAUGUUGGAUAAAAAUAAAUAUUAUUUUUCAACAUUUA
Molecule: messenger RNA, 2439 nt
Organism: Schistocerca nitens (vagrant locust)
Lineage: Eukaryota; Metazoa; Arthropoda; Insecta; Orthoptera; Acrididae
Exons: 7
Coding region: 20-2296 (758 amino acids)
Source: RefSeq, a predicted model, not a curated record